CUCACUUUCGUCGCCGCCCCGUUUCCCUCUUCCCUGCGGAGCAACAGCGGCGACGUUUUCUGCGCAAUCGUGUCCCGGGCCAGCGUCGGCCUCUGUUUCACUUCGCCCGACGACCGCGAGCGCCUUGACGCCGCCUCGUCUGGCGGUUCUCUGGCGCCAGCGGCCUCCGGCACAGGGAGUGAGGAUCCAGGCUCGCCUGCUCUCCAACGACCGCACUUGGCUGCUUACCUUCGCCUUCGGGGGUAGCGCUGCCUCUCUACCACGUUUCCCAGCUCCAGUAAUAAUUGCACUGUGGGAUCAUGCAAAGCUAGCUAGUCAGCGCCCCGACAAAACCACCCUCUGCCCGUCACCCGGCUUCCUUUCUCCAACACCCACACCCGCGAGCACCACCAUGCCGCCGCCGCUGCUGACCUUGCGACCUCUGCAGCCCGCACCGCCUCGGGCGCCACCGCCCACACGGGACAAGACGUCAUUCUUCGACCUGCCCGCCGAGCUGCGCAUUGAGAUUUACAAACUCGCUCUGGAAAAGGUCACCAUCCACAUCCUGCCCCUCAACUCGAAGGACCCCGAGGACCGCAUUCGAGGCCUGCAGAUGCCGCAUGCCUUGACGAGAACCUCGAGACAGGUCCGCAAUGAGGUUCUCCCCCUGAUGCACGCCUCGUGCCCCAUCAAAUGUGCAGUCACGGAUUUCAAUUUCGAUGGCCUGCUCACCUGGAUCAAGCGAGUGCCUCCUCACGAAGAGACACAUUUGAAGAAAAACGAAAAUCUUACCAUCACGCUGCACACAGCGGAGCAGACGGUGCCUAAGACAAUGGAAUCCAUGCGCAAGUGGCUGAAGAUGCGCGCUGACAAGUGUCGCCCUCAGCCCAACUGGAAGUACCAGGGAUCUGCAGCGCAGAACAAGAUCGGAGCUGAUCUGCGGCGGCGCACGAAAAGAAUGACCGAGGUGGGAAAGCAGAAGGAGAUGCUCAAGAUCUUACAGGCUCUGAACAUCGCAUUGCCGAAUGGUCUUCUUCCCGAUCCAGACGACGAGGCUUCUCGAUCAAGCUCGCAGCCCGCGGCGGAUUCUCAGGAGCCAGGGCGGAGCGGCAGCGACUGAGCUACCCCAGAGGAUUCUUGUUCUAAGUCACCAGGACGAGUUCAACAUGCACGGAAUUUUGCUCUAGGUCAAGUUCUGAUGCGGCUUCCGGCGUGUAUCAAGCCUACAGGGCAUCAUUGGAUCAGUUUGCCAGGUACGACUAGUGUCUUCUUGAAAACCUACUUCCAAGACGAGACUAGGCAUCGACAGUAUGUCCGAUCGACUGCCAGGAUUAUUUUGGUUCAUGGCGUCUUGGGACAGCCUGUGCAGUGGGGCUCGAAGUUGUCAAGCUUACAUGCAGGAGCCCAAGUCCAACCAGAGCAUUAGGCUAUCUGAUCACGCAUUCGGCAUUUUUAUUUCGACAAAGGCCUCGUACAGUCUCGAAUGGUCAUUAGCGGCAGUUCGAGGCUUCUCCGUGAGCAAAAAUAUGCCUACGCGGCGAAUUCGCUUGUCCUCGUGCGUGCACACCCAGGAAUAGAACGAUCCAGAUUGAGCAGCAACUGUCGAGCACAAUCGCCAUCCUGUUUUCAGUCAUCAGGUCAUCGCUCCACGGCCACUCAGCCGGGCCUACUGGUUAUCGAAGGAUCUCAGGGCUGCCAAUCUAUUGUUGAAUGGCCGGGAAUGGCCUUUGCUGCGACUCCUGAACAUAAGAAUGUUGCUGUGACUGAUUUGAAGAAGGCUCGACGAGCAUACUAAGCAUUCGUGUCACCGGCCGACCGGUGUACAUGUUUGUCGAAGAGGUCUGUUGUGGAACGAAACAAAGGCCGAAUGUGAACUGCAAAUAGUUCAGGCUCAGCCAGUGGGAGGAGUUAUGAUGUUGCUCACUACAGAGCAUGAGGAUCGCGAGGGAGUAAUAUAAUCAUAAUGCCAGAGUGGCUGUUUGUGUAAACUUCUGGACUCGGCCGAGCUUCUGUGAAAAUAGUGCCAUUACUGUCACUUUCUUCUUACAUUCUGUAUUUGAACGAAC
This is a messenger RNA of Cercospora beticola, 2045 nucleotides long. RefSeq lists its product as uncharacterized. Lineage: Eukaryota; Fungi; Ascomycota; Dothideomycetes; Mycosphaerellales; Mycosphaerellaceae. The record is from RefSeq and is a predicted model, not a curated record.